UAUAAAAGGGAUUGGGGGUAACAUGCAGAAAAUAAGACCUCAAUUCAGAAGAUAGGAAGAAGUCUGGUCUCUAAACGCAGCAGAAUGCAGAAUGUGAAAGUAUUGCAGGUGUGUGCCUGGGUGCUGUUGCUCUGGCGAUUCUGGGGGGUGCUCGGGUACCCGCUGGACUGUAAGGAUGAACAGGGCAACGUCAUCAGCUGCAUCUCCAUCUCCCUGGAGAAACUCCUGGACCGGGUCAUCCAGCAUGCAGAACUCAUAUACCACGUCUCCGAGGAGUCCUGCACCCUCUUCGAAGAAAUGUUUGUCCCCGUUUCAAUGCGUACCCAGCAGAACCGGGCCAGUAACACAUGCAUUACCAAAGCCUUCCCCAUCCCUGGAUCCAAAAGUGAAAUACAGAAGAUAUCGGACAAGUGGCUGCUGCACUCUGUGCUGAUGCUGGUCCAGAGCUGGAUUGAACCCCUGGUCUACCUGCAGAAGACUCUUGAUCGCUAUGACGAUGCCGCUGAUACCAUCCUCAACAAAACCAAAUGGGUCACCAACAAGCUGUCCAGCCUUGAGCAAGGCAUCGUGGAGCUUAUUAGAAAGAUGCUGGAUGAAGGCUUGCUGGCCGUUGAGCACCAGCAGACUCUGACGAGGUUCAACGUGCAGCCCGAGGUGGUGGAGUCGAUCCUGAGGGACUACGCGGUGCUCACCUGCUUCAAGAAGGACGCCCACAAGAUGGAGGUCUUCCUCAAGCUGCUCAAGUGCCGUCACACAGACAAGAUGAGCUGCUACAUCUCCUAACAGCAGCCCAGCCCUCCUCUGUGUGAGCCGCCAAACUGGUGUAGCCCCCAACUCACUGCCUUCAAACCAGCCUUGUGGUUAAAUACAUGUCAUUUAAAUGGAUAGCUGUUGUAAUGAUAUGCCUGUAGGUUACAUAAGCACAGUUUCUUAAUCAGUUCUUCUUUGUCUGUUUCUUUGUUUUUCUGAUAAGCGAGUCGUUGAAAUGUUUUUAAAUUUGUCACACAGCAGCCUCAGCCCAGACUGGCUUUUACCAUCUGCCAAUGCCAGCUUCACUUUUUGUAAAAGAAAAGAAACCUGACAUUAUCUAUAACUUAUUUAUAACUCCAAUAUCUCACAAUUUACCAUCGGCAUACAUUUACAUUGAUGUUGUUAUUUUGUUGUCAAAUAUUAAACCUUCAAUUCAAAACUUG
Molecule: messenger RNA, 1193 nt
Organism: Acipenser ruthenus (sterlet)
Lineage: Eukaryota; Metazoa; Chordata; Actinopteri; Acipenseriformes; Acipenseridae
Product: somatolactin
Exons: 5
Coding region: 85-783 (232 amino acids)
Biological process (GO): positive regulation of growth; response to nutrient levels; growth hormone receptor signaling pathway
Cellular component (GO): extracellular region
Molecular function (GO): growth hormone receptor binding; growth hormone activity
Source: RefSeq, a predicted model, not a curated record